Peronospora matthiolae is the source of this 282-nucleotide messenger RNA. The record is from the annotation of a GenBank genome assembly. NCBI's taxonomy places the organism in Eukaryota, Oomycota, Peronosporomycetes, Peronosporales, Peronosporaceae.
AUGAAGAUGGUGUCGAUCCACGUGGCUUUCGUGAACAGCAAGGACCAAGCCCUUGCUCUGUUCGACCCUCGCCAGCAAUCCGUCGUCUGCUUGUUGCGGUUGUUCGUGGCGUUUGAUCUCGGUGGACUUGCAGAAAACACUCCAGUGCCUCGUCGCCCUGCAAUAGAGACUUGCAUGGCGAGAUGUACACCUCGAGCAAGCAAGCAAGCGACCGCUACUGCGGCUUCCCUACUCAAUCAGACGAUUUCAACGUGCGGUCUCUGCACGACAAGCGGCCGAUAG